Messenger RNA from Lodderomyces parapsilosis, 837 nucleotides. RefSeq lists its product as uncharacterized. The coding region runs from base 1 to 837 and encodes 278 amino acids. The transcript has a single exon. Lineage: Eukaryota; Fungi; Ascomycota; Pichiomycetes; Serinales; Debaryomycetaceae. The record is from RefSeq and is a predicted model, not a curated record.
AUGUCAUACGACUCUUAUAGAGGCUCUGCUGGAGGAAGGGGAGGCGAUUCCAAUAGAGGUAGUGGCUAUCGCGAUGACUACCACAGCUCGAGUAAUUCUUAUCGAGGCGGCUAUAGAGGUCGAGGUGGUGGCAGAGGAGGAAGAGGACUACCGUAUCGUGGUGGUCGUGGAAGCUAUAAUGGAGGCUACAACUCGCAGUACUAUGGCAGUCCCCAUAGAGGUCGUGGCGGAGGACAUUACAAUAAAUUUAACAGUUUCAGCGGACAUGACGAUAGAAGCAGAGGCAGUUCAUAUUCUGAGAAUGAAGAACGAGAAGAGGGGCAAUCUCCUCAAUCUAUGGAAAAUAGACAAGGAAGUGUCGAGUAUGAUGAAGAUGAUGGUGGUGGACUCCUAGGGCCAGAUGCAUCUUAUGGACGUGGUGGUCGUCGAGGGGGUCGUGGGGGUGGUCGUGGUGGUGAUGUUUACAGAGGGGGAUCUUUCCGAGGUAGUGGCUACAAAAGUCGAAACGGAAGCAUACAUCAUCUGGGUGAGUUUUACAGGUCUGGCGGUGUAGUGGAUAAAAGCUCUCGUCAUUACAAGGACUUCCUACAUGAUACAAAAUUAAAAGAGUUUCAAAACCCGUGGAUAAACAUCAUGGGAAUAACAGAUGAAGCACAACAAGCAAGUUUAGAGGCUAACUACAAUGAGCAAACCGCUACUGAUGAAACUAUUCGGGAACUACAAAGGAAAAAGAUGAAAUUGGAAAUGGCAAUCUCGAGUUUGGAGAAACAUGCGGCUAGAGAAGAAUUGCACGUGCAGCUAACAACAGAGAAAUUGGACGAAUUUGUGUAUAUGUAA